Messenger RNA from Grosmannia clavigera kw1407, 642 nucleotides. RefSeq lists its product as uncharacterized. NCBI's taxonomy places the organism in Eukaryota, Fungi, Ascomycota, Sordariomycetes, Ophiostomatales, Ophiostomataceae. The transcript is spliced from 2 exons. Gene Ontology annotation, molecular function: S-adenosylmethionine-dependent methyltransferase activity. The record is from RefSeq and is a predicted model, not a curated record. The coding region runs from base 1 to 642 and encodes 213 amino acids.
AUGGCGGAAAAUGAUGAGGUUCUCAGCCACUCAGAGUUCUGGGAUGAGCGGUACUCUCAGACGGACGGCGAAAAGCCAACACACGAAUGGUUCCGGUCCUUCAAUGAGCUGGAAGAGUUUUUUCAGCAAAAGCUCUUCCAGGCACCUGGGCGCCGCGUAGAAGAUAACCCGUUAAUUCUUCACCUAGGGUCGGGUGAUAGUGUGAUUCCAAUCGAAUUCAGCGCUCGCGGCUAUAAACAUCAGCUAUGCGUUGACUUCUCUACUCAAGCCAUUGAGAUCAUGACAGAGCGUUAUAAAUAUAACACAGGCAUCAAGUGGGAGAAACUAGAUGUGAGGGACAUGGCUACGAUUGCUGACAAGUCUAUCGGUGUUGCAUUUGACAAAGGCACCUUUGACGCCAUGAUUCAUGGCAGCCCAUGGAGCCCUCCAGCGGAAGUAAAAAGCAACACUAGUCGAUAUCUGCGGGAGGUCCAUCGGGUUUUAGCAGACAACGGCGUUUUCCUUUACGUUACCUUUAGGCAGCCACAUUUUAUCAAACCUCUUCUCAACCCAGACGGCCUGUGGGACCUGGAGCUGCAUGUUCUGAGUGGCAAAGGCGGCUCGUUUGACUACUACGGCUGGGUGAUUUCAAAGUCUAAAUAG